Drosophila melanogaster (fruit fly) is the source of this 5623-nucleotide messenger RNA. RefSeq names its product gilgamesh (gene gish). The transcript is spliced from 12 exons. Bases 1323 to 2729 code for a protein of 468 amino acids. Gene Ontology annotation, molecular function: protein kinase activity; transferase activity; ATP binding. The record is from RefSeq and is marked reviewed. Gene Ontology annotation, cellular component: cell periphery; cytoplasm. Lineage: Eukaryota; Metazoa; Arthropoda; Insecta; Diptera; Drosophilidae.
GUCUCUGUCCAUGUAUAAGCGUGUGUGUGUGUGUUUGCAGGCAGGGGAAAAAAUCGCACCAUUUUUCUCGUGCUCUCUUGCGUGCGUUUUUUGGUCUUUCGAGGAUUGUUUCGUAGAAAAUCAGUUAAACACAAGCCCAGCUUAAUUUAUAAAAAGUAGUGAACUAAGUUGUUAUCCAGAAAUCGACGAGCGCACAGUAGCAAAUCGAGUUGCAAAUUUCAAUAUUCGGUCCGAACGUGUGUAACUGUGUCUGUGCGUGCGUGCGUGCGUGUGAGAGUGUAUGGGUGAAAAAUGAGGCGUAAUGAAAAUGCGUGCAAAACUGUAUAAAAGAUUGCUUUGAUUUCCACGAUCGUGAGCAUUAAAAGUUUAGGCGUGAUACUGACCGGUUAAAUUUCCCUUAAUUGAAAUUUAACUACAUAUUUAAACAGCAACAUAGUCCCUUUUGCCUAAAAUGUCAUCAAAAACUGGGAGGAAAAAUAUCAUAGCAACAAUCUGAAUGAAUUCGGAGAUUCAGAUCUGUUGUCACAAAAAUUGUUGGAUAAAAUGUGCGAAAGUGUGUUUGUCAAAUUGUUUAGCCAAAAUUAUUUGUUUACAUAGUUGUUCAGCGUAGCACGAGGCUGUUUUCCUUAAUUCUUAACAACAUAGAUACACUCGCCUUGGCUAAUUUACACCGGAACCUAAAGCCGAUUAACAAUAGGAAAAUAGUCCUACGACAAAUAGCCCGCCUUUUGACAUAUGAACACAUAACUAAACUACCACACAGCUCACCAAAAACAUAAAAUAAAUUCGGAAAGUAUAGCACCAAAGCUGAAAUUUCAAGGAGAUGCUGCUCAAAUUUCAUACUUGAUGUCAAACAACGACGACCCCAUAGCAACAACAACAACAACAGCAGAAAGAGAAGGAAAAGGAACAACUGGAAUAACUGUAAGCUAGCGAACAGAGGGAGAGAGGCAAUCUCUGUACACACACCUGUCGUCCAGCGGGGGAAAGAGCAAAAGAGAGCGACGGAUCUCCCGUGUGUGUUGUUCGCAUGCGCGACAUGCGCGGACGCUAAGUGAGUGUGAGUGAGUGCGCGAAUGCGUGUGAGUGUGGGCGGUGAGGAUAAUUCGCUCAAUUCGCACGCAUCCCACAGAUCCUGCAGAUCCUCCAGUUUGUUCGUCAAACAGAGUCAGCAUUUCGGAUCAAACCAGUUGCCUGUCAGCAACAUUAACAGCCUCAACGUUGGAAAAAAAAAAACAAAAGCAGCAGCGGCAGUCGAUAAAAAAAUCAUUAUCAAAAUUACGGAAAAGCGAUCAAAAUUCAAGCGAGAUUAGCUAGGCGAAAUGCAGCGACGAGAACGGCAAGCAAGUGGCGGUGGCCCACAAACGACAACUGCCGGUCCAUCCGCUGGUAAUGUGGCAAAUGCCACCACAGCCCUAGCCGGUGGUAAAAGCUCAAGCAAUAACAUGUAUUCCACCCGCCAAUCUGUAAGCACCACGACCGGUGUACUUAUGGUCGGACCAAAUUUUCGUGUCGGUAAAAAAAUUGGCUGUGGUAAUUUUGGCGAAUUGCGUUUAGGCAAAAACCUUUACAACAAUGAACAUGUAGCAAUAAAAAUGGAGCCUAUGAAGUCAAAGGCUCCGCAACUACACUUAGAGUAUAGGUUUUAUAAACUAUUAGGAUCACAUGCCGAUAACGCCCCAGAUGGCAUACCACGCAUUUAUCAUUUGGGCACUUGCGGUGGCCGUUACAAUGCCAUGGUUUUAGAGUUAUUGGGAUUAUCAUUAGAAGAUCUCUUCAAUAUUUGCGCCCGUAAAUUUUCACUUAAGACUGUAUUGAUGAUAGCGAAACAACUUCUCCACCGGAUCGAAUAUGUUCAUAGUCGGCACUUAAUAUAUAGGGAUGUGAAACCAGAGAACUUUCUCAUUGGCAGAACGUCAACAAAACGUGAAAAAAUUAUACAUAUAAUUGAUUUCGGUUUGGCCAAAGAAUACAUUGAUUUAGAUACAAAUAGGCAUAUACCAUAUCGGGAGCAUAAAUCCCUAACUGGAACGGCACGUUAUAUGUCAAUCAACACGCACAUGGGGCGUGAGCAGUCGCGACGCGAUGAUCUGGAGGCAUUGGGGCAUAUGUUUAUGUAUUUCUUAAGGGGUUCACUGCCGUGGCAAGGCCUAAAGGCUGAUACACUCAAGGAGAGAUAUCAAAAAAUCGGUGAUACGAAACGAGCAACGCCCAUCGAGGUGCUUUGUGAUGGACAUCCGGAAGAGUUUGCGACAUAUUUGCGUUAUGUACGGCGGUUAGAUUUUUUCGAAACUCCCGACUAUGAUUUUCUGCGAAGACUGUUUCAAGACUUAUUCGAUCGUAAGGGAUACACCGACGAGGGCGAGUUCGACUGGACAGGGAAGACAAUGUCAACGCCCGUCGGAUCUCUGCAAACUGGCCAUGAAGUCAUCAUUUCACCAAAUAAAGAUCGUCAUAAUGUUACGGCUAAGACAAAUGCCAAAGGAGGUGUUGCUGCGUGGCCUGAUGUGCCAAAGCCGGGGGCAACACUGGGCAAUCUAACGCCGGCCGAUCGGCAUGGUUCAGUACAGGUUGUGAGUUCGACGAAUGGCGAACUAAAUCCGGACGAUCCCACGGCCGGACACUCAAACACGCCCAUCACACAGCAGCCGGAAGUCGAAGUGGUCGAUGAAACAAAAUGUUGUUGUUUCUUUAAACGAAAGAAGAAGAAAUCGACGCGCCAAAAAUGACUAGACGGUGUACAAUGUAGUCCAGAACGCGAGGCAGUCACCCUGCUGCGUGCCACUUCACAUUCAAACUCACGGGAUAGCGUAUUGAAUAAUCCGAGUCAGGAUUAUAUCCAGCAGGCAACGUCGCAGCAUACGUUGCGUUAUCCUCCAUCCGCGUCGAUGUUGACGCCAACACCAACUACAAACACACCGACACUUCCGUUGUAAUUUAUAUAAAUAUAAAGCCAGAUGCAAAAUGCAGAAAGCAACAAAAAAAAUAUUAAACGAAACCCAACAAAACAAAAACAAAACAAAUGAACCCCGUACACAUUAAAUACACUAAAAAACAGUAAAAACAAACAAAAUGAAACCAAUUUUGAUUAAUUAUUGUAAUGAUUGUAUUUUAUUAUUAUUUUUAUUAUUUACCAAUUUUGCGUUUAUUAUAUAAAUUAUUAUAAUUAUUAAUUAUAUUAUUAAUUAAUGCUAUUAUAAAUAAAAAAGAAAAGAAAAUUCAAACGUAAUUCAAAACGACUAGAAACGACACGGCGACUCAAGCCAGAAUCACUCACAGCCAGGGCAGCUCCUCCCGUUGGUGUCUUGUGAAGGGAGUCGGAAUGAAAGCUCCCCAAAAUCACUACCACUAUCAAUACCCCUCAGAACCCUAUUGCUCUUAACUGAAGGAAACUUAAACACACAAACACCACUUAAAGCAUAUUUAUAUAUUAUAUACAUAUUAAAAGAGACAACAAACAAAACUAGUGCAGCAUCAUUUAAUGAGAGAAGGAAGAACAUAUUUAUACGCAACCAACAAACUUGUAAAUUAUAAUGAAAGAAAAGAAAGCGAAAAUAAACAUAAUUUUUUAAAACUAUCAACUUAAUAUAUGUAUGUAUGAAGCCAUAUGAAAACACCUUAGCCGUUAUACGUGUACCAUCGUCAGAUAAAUAGUCAGGCAUUAAAGGUCGUAUAUUGAAUUCAAUGCACUGUACAUGGAACUCGUAUACCACCUUUUGCCAUUUUCUAGCAUUCUUUUUCGAUUGACUUUUGUUUGGGAGCCUAAAAAUUAAUAGUUUCAGAGAAAUCCUAAAUUUUCGCUAGGGGAAAAAUAAAAAGCGAAAAUAUGGAAGUCUAUGUUGUGCACGCAAAAGAAAAAAAUAGUUAAUAUAAUUAUGCUUCCGUGCCGAACCAAAUAUUCUCGAAAAAUAUAUACAAAUUACCAUUCGAUUAAUGGACUUCCCAUUUAAAGAAAUUUAAUUUGCAGAGAAUAAAAAUGAUUUUGCUUGGUGGUAAGAUAUUUGGCUAAUUGGUUUUGUCUUCGGAUCCUGCAGGGUAUACUUGUUUGCCGAAUACAAAUACCAUAUAAAAAUGGUUUGUUGAUGUGAUAUAUUUUCAGUGUCCUAAACACAUAUUUUAAGUACUUAAACGAUCCAAUUUUAAAGUUUUCGCGAAUAAAAUGGUUUGAAAACGUUCUAAAUAACCCUGUCAAUCUAUUGUUAUUACCAAUCAUCUCGGAAAAUAAUGCCCGUUUAUUUAUUGAUCAAAACAUUCGCUAUUUGUCUGAUAAUGGCUAUAUGUAUAAAGCUAUAUGAUGUACUAGAUAUACAGUAUGAAUCAAUAGGCAGCUUGGUUUAGCUCUGUUUUGAAUGCACUUUUCUAUACCUAAUAUGUACAUAUAUAUACACAAGUAUUUUGAUAUAUAUACACGUCUAUGUAUCGGAUAAAUCAAAAUGUAGAAAUCGCUUUUGGUAUUUGGUAGUCGAAUUAAUUUGGAGCAUUUAAUUUUGGAUCGUUUCUUAGAUAAUUCCUUGUUUAUGAUGUGCGAAGUUAGCGGAAUAAAUUGUUAGGAAACUUACCAAGUUUCCGCAAAGAUCAAUCACUUGAUAGGUAAAUACUAAUGUACUGAGCCAUUUCUUUGAUAUUACGUGAUAUGAGUACUAAACUACUAAAAAGUUGCCUGCAGCUAAUACCCACUUCCCAAAAACACACAUCUCCGACUCUGAACGAAUUUGAUUUUUACCUACACUUCUCCAUGAAACGCGAAAAGUAAAGCUAAAAUCAAUAAAUUGUAUGUGGAAAUAUAUAUUUUAAACAAAUUUUUUAUACUUAUUACAAAUAUACAUAUAACGAGGAAAACCAAUAUAGCAUUAACUAUACAAGGACAAUGCAAAUUUUUCGUGUUGUUUUGCAGUCUUUUAAGUAUAUAAAAGCAGGAAAAACAUUGAAAACCAGUAAAUCAAAUUUCAUAAUUUACAUGAAUAACAUUGCAUAAACAAUUAACCAAAAUUUCCUGUAUAGUUAAAAAACUCAUUUGUAUUAUAUAUGAAAUAUUAAAGAUACACAAACAAAUUACGCUAAAAUUAAUAUUUCUAUGACGAAAAUGGAAUCCGGAGAACAAGAAAACCGCACUAGUUUAUAUAAAGUAAAUUAUAAAAAAUAUACAUACAUAAUUGACUUUAAAUGUUGAAAAACAAAACCAAAACCAAAUGAAAAAUAACCCAUGCAUUGAUUAAUGUAUUCAAGAACGGAAAUUUACAUAUUUACGACUCAAAAAGGACAGAGUGCGGAGCAGAUCAAAGAUAACAAAAAGCGUUUAAUGGUUGGCAAGCAAGCAGUGCACGCAGGCCUUUUGCUAUUUGCAGGUAUAGCAGUUAACAUUGUUAACUGCGGCAAAGCAGUUUUAACACUAAAGUAAAGCGAAACAAUUUAAUUAUAAUAGAGCUAAAUAAUAAUAAAAAGAAAGCGAGCGAAGACGUACUCAGAAAUAUUUUCCAACAGGAAUGUUGUAGGCAUUAUAUCGUUUGCGAACGCGAAUAAAGUAAAAUAACAACAGAAUUAUUGUGUAAAAAUGGUUUAUUAUUAAUGUAUAAGUAUAACAGCAAACACAAAUGGUAACUUAAAACAAUGUAAGCAAACCAAG